AUGGGCAAAUCGUCCAAGGAUAAGCGCGAUGCCUACUACCGCCUAGCUAAGGAGCAAGGCUGGCGCGCGCGCAGCGCGUUCAAGCUGCUGCAGCUCGACGAGGAAUUCGACCUCUUUGCCGACGUCUCCCGCGUCGUCGACCUCUGCGCCGCGCCCGGGUCCUGGUCGCAGGUCCUCUCGCGCGUCCUCAUCCAAGGCGAAACGUUUGGCCGCGCCGCGUGGCAAGAUCGCGAAGCCCGUCUCCGGCAGCAGAUGCUAGGCGUGCUGUCACCGUCCGCGACCCCUCCCCCGACCGACGACGACCAGCAACACCCUUCGGCCGACGAGGAGCUCGCCCGGACCGUCGCGGCGCAGCACGCCGCCUCGCGCCCACGCGACAAUGUCAAGAUUGUCGCCAUUGACCUGCAGCCCAUCUCGCCGCUCGCGGGCAUCACGACCCUCCGCGCCGACAUUACGCACCCGGCGACGGUGCCGCUGCUACUGUCCGCGCUGGACCCCGAGUACGCUAGGGACGACAGCAACACCGCCGCCAACCCGGUGGACCUGGUGCUCAGCGACGGCGCACCCGACGUGACGGGCCUGCACGACCUCGACAUUUACGUGCAGUCGCAGCUGCUCUUUGCCGCGCUCAACCUGGCGCUGUGCGUGCUCAAGCCGGGCGGCAAGUUUGUGGCCAAGAUCUUCCGCGGCCGCAACGUCGACGUGCUGUACGCGCAGCUCAAGCUGUUCUUCCGCAAGGUGGUCGUGGCUAAGCCGCGGAGCAGCCGAGCCAGCAGCGUCGAGGCCUUUAUCGUGUGCGUCGACUUCCGGCCGCCGCCGGGGUUCUGCGCGAGCCUCGAGGAGCCGCUCGGCGUCGGGCCGCGGCUCGGCGGCAUGGUGGAGGCGCGGAGGCGGCAGAGGCCCGUGGUGGCGGCGAGCAGGAUGCAGGACGCGGCGCGGGGAACGUGGGAUGCGGUGGUAGCCGGCGACGGAACCGGACUGGACGACUACUACGACGUGGUGGAGGAGAGGCACGUAUACGAUGACGAGGACGGGGCGGACACGGGGCGGACGUCGGCGACGACGGAUCCGAGCAAGAGGUGGAUUGCUCCGUUUAUUGCUUGCGGCGAUCUGUCCGCGUUUGACUCGGACGCUUCCUACACGCUACCCGAGGACUAUGUCUCCCUGGACCCGGUGCAGCCGCCGAUUGCGCCGCCGUAUAAGCGAGCGAUUGAGAUGCGGGCUGCCCUGUCCAGAGCCGCGAAAUAA
This is a messenger RNA of Cordyceps militaris CM01, 1248 nucleotides long. Its product is annotated as tRNA (uridine-2'-O-)-methyltransferase TRM7. Lineage: Eukaryota; Fungi; Ascomycota; Sordariomycetes; Hypocreales; Cordycipitaceae. The record is from RefSeq and is a predicted model, not a curated record. Gene Ontology annotation, molecular function: tRNA methyltransferase activity. Gene Ontology annotation, cellular component: cytoplasm. Gene Ontology annotation, biological process: cytoplasmic translation; tRNA methylation. Bases 1 to 1248 code for a protein of 415 amino acids. The transcript has 2 exons.